GCUGUACAUCAUUCUUUCAAAGUGAAAGUAGAACUUGCUUGAUGUUGCCACAACACACACAAAUUGGAAUACAGUCCAUGUACAUACAGAAUACAUAUUGUCUAUUAUAAUAGAAGAUAAAACAAGAUUAUUUUUAUUCAAGACUUUACAGCAUCAAAGACAUUAACAUGAUUGUUUUAUUCCAUGAACUCUAUAUCAUAGUUCAGACAGUUAUACAAUGGUUAAGACCACCUAAACAUCAUUUAAAACAAAUAAAACACGGCAAACAUGUCAAGUUUGAUGAUGACUUGGAUGGAAGGAAAGAAGAAGUUGUUGAGGAAAUGGAGACAGCAGUAUUUGUGGAAAUGGAAGGAAGGCCACCAGAUUUUAGUGUGGAUAGAUAUGACAAAACUGUAAAUUUUCCAUUUCUUUGUGAUGAGCGAACUAUUUUACACAUAAAACACUCUAAAACUAUGUUUAUAAUGAGAGGAGUUUCUGGAUCAGGGAAAUCAACACUAGUUAGAUUGAUUGGUAAUAUAUAUAGGGAUAGUCGUAUUUGUUCAGCCGACCAGUAUUUUAUAAAAAACGGUGAAUAUCAAUUUGACAAAUCCAAUUUAUCAAUUGCACAUGAAAAAUGCGGUGAAAAAGCAAAGAAAGCAUGUUUAAAUGGGGUACCAGUUAUAGUCAUAGAUAAUACAAACGUUAAACGAUGGGAAAUGUCCAGUUACUUGGCGCUGGCUUUCACAAACAAUUAUCCGGUUGUCAUAGUACAACCAAGAACACCAUGGAGUAAGGAUGCUGAUAAGUUAGCUGAACUCAACAGCCAUGGGGUCACAGCAGAUAUUAUCAGACGAAAAUUAAGAAGUUUUGAAGACGUCACAGCAUUGUAUUAUGGAUGGUUUAUUGAUGAAAAGCAGUCUAAUAUGAUAUAUCAAUUAGGGAGAAAGAGUUUGGAAGAGUGCCUUAGAGUUUUUCCACAGUUUAAGGAUUUGUUACUUUUCCAGUCACCAGAUCUAUUAGAAGCAGUAGAGAAAGAAAUGGAUGACUGUAUACUGAAGUGCACAGAAUGGUAUGGUUGGCAUUUCCCAGAAUUGAAGAAGCUAGUCCCGAACAGUUUGAUUUAUGCAAGAGUUGUUAAACAGUUAGGACACAGGAAAAAUGCAAACACUAUAAAUUUUAGUAACAUUUUACCCAGGAAACAAGAGAAUGACCUGAAAUUUGCAGCUAAACACUCAAUGGGAAAAGACAUUUCUGAUGAAGAUUUAAUACUCAUAACUGACUUAUGUGUUCAGAUAAUAGAAUUAACAGAGUUCAAAGACAACUUAGAAGAAUUCAUUAGAAACCCAAUGACAGGAAACUCUCCAGCAGUAACAGAACAUGUUGGUCAGGUGAUAGGAUCACUUCUCAUUUCACAUGCAGAUACAGUAGAGCAGAAAAUGUAUGAAAAUUUCAAGUUAAAUUCACCAAAAAUUCUUCAUUGCACAGCAAUGUUCAUGGGAACUAGAAGAAACCCUGCUCCAAACAGUGAUACAUAUCCAAAACAGGACAUAGUUCAAAAGUCAUAUGGGUCAGUGUAUGACCUUAAAAUCACCAGAAUAACAGUCACCCCAAGAACAAUAGGGGCCAAAGUGCAGUUGUCGAAGCAAUGUUUAAAAUUAUAUGAAAAACCUCAGGAAAAGGAAAGGGAGAUAAAUCUGAGAACAAUUAUGAGCCAUAACUCUGUCUCUCUAGAAUUUGGUAGAGCUGCACAUGUUACCAUAGGAACAGUACCAGGGAUUUCUCCAGUCACAACAAAUGAGGAUCUGUUAGAUAUUUUAGAUGCUGAAAUGAAAAGUAAUAUAGAAAAUAUUCCUAUAACUGUACGCAAGUGUGCUUUAGGGACAAUACAGAAUGUAGGAAAAGACUUGUUUAUUGUUAAUCUUGAUAGUCCAAUUACUGUUCAGGGUUUAUAUACAGGGUUUUAUGGUGGCAGCUUCAACAAUUCUCCCAAAAAAUAAAUUUAUUAUACCUGGUGUUGUUCUAUGUGGAAUAAGAAGUGGAGAAAAAAGAAUGUUCCUCCUAAAAUUUGCAAAGCAGACAGGGGGAUUGGUGGGGUAUAGAGAGGGUGGUAGGCACUCAAAUUAAUUAAAUAUGGGAUUUUGUAAGAAUUCUCAGUAAAACGAAAAUUUUAAUUUAUGGGUAGUCAGAGUCUUAAAAAAGUUCCUCCCACUUUUCCCAUGCAUUUAAUUCUGGAACAGCCCUUAAAGAUAUCUUCAUAAAAUUUAAAUGUCUGUCUAUCUGUCUGUCCAUUUUUUCCGUCACUUUGUCUGUCCCAUUUUACAGAUAAAAGUUUUGGUUUAAGGUAGAUAUCGUGAAGUUGUGGUGAUAUCAACUUAAAACUUAGUACAGAUGUUACUUAUGAAGUGAACUUUUAAAAUAUAUAUAAAAAAGAAGAUGUGGUAUGAUUGCCAAUGAGACAACUCUCCACAAGAGACCAAAUGACACAGAACUUAACAACUAUAGGUCACCAUACGGCCUUCAACAAUGAGUAAAGCCCAUACCGCACAGUCAGCUAUAAUAGGCCCCGAAAUGACAAUGUAAAACAAUUCAAACGAGAAAACUAACGGCCUAAUUUAUGUACAAAAAAUGAACGAAAAACAAAUAGGUAACACAUAAACAAACGACAACCACUGAAUUACAGGCUCCUGACUUGGGACAGGCACAUACAUACAGAAUGUGGCGGGGUUAAACAUGUUAGCGGGGUCCCAACCCUCCCCAUAACCUGGGACAGUGGUGUAACAGUACAACAUAAGAACGAACUAUAAAAAUCAGUUGAAAGAGGCUUAACUCAUCAGAUUGAUAAAAAUACAAAUACUACAAAUACAAGUGGACGUGGCCGGGUACUUGUACAUCCAAAUAACAAAAAGACACUAAGUACAGAUCUGAGAGUACUCGCAGUUACUGACAGCCAUUUCAAAGCCACUAACAACUAAUAAAAAAAAUCAUGCAUCUAAGACUAAAUUAUCAAUCUGUAAUAUGCUAACUUAUGGUUUUGACCUAAAAAUUUCAGUUAACAGAACAUAGGAAUGUGAGAGUGAGUGAGACGUGGUGUCCAAUUGACACAUUUUCUUGUUAUCCUUUGUUUUAAAGCUUUUUUAAUGCUUAUGGGAUAAUGAAAGUUUUAGCAAUUAUUUUCUUCAUUGUUUUAUUACUGUAUUUUAUGUAAUCUAUACAUAUACUGUUUCAUUUCUCCUUAUUAUUUCUAUUAUUUAGCAAAAUUUUGCUAAGCAUUAACUUGCUUUUGUUUUUCUUUGUUAAAAUAAUUAUUUGUUUUUUUAGUGAUUAAGAUUAUAACACAAUGUUGACUGCUGUACCCUAAUUUUUUAUCUAUUAUCAUGAUUAUGUCUGUUUGUUUUGCUCACACAUUGAUGUCAAUAUAAUGGAAUUCUAUGCAACUGUCAUACAUUCUGGUUUAGCUAGCUAUAAAACCAGGUUUAAUCCACCAUUUUCUACAUAAGGAAAUGCCUGUACCAAAGUAAGGAAUAUGACAGUUGUUUUCCAUUCGUUUGAUGUGUUUGCACAGUUGAUUUUUCCAUUUGAUAAAGGACUUUCCAUUUUAAUUUUUUCGUUGGAGUUCGGUAUUUUUUUAUUUUUUACUUUUGCUUAUCUUUUAGCAUUAAUAUUAGUGAAUGUGCUUUUUGAAGAGAAAGGCAUUUCUUAAAGGAAUUCAGAUUAAUAUGAAUUAUAAUGAGAGAAUUAACAUAAAAGUGUAGGAAUGAAAAAAUGAUCAACAAACAGAAUAUGUCGAUUUUCUCCUUUAACCAUUGUGAUUUGUAAAAUUUGGCACAAUUUUUUCGGAAUUUUUCGUUUUUUAAUGCUCUUCAAUUUUGAUUUUUAUUUGAGUUGCCAUGUUUUUUAUUUAAUUGCCCUUAUCAGUCUUAUAUAAAUUUAAUGCCUGUCAGACGUACCAAAUUAUAAGUCUUGUAUGUUUGAUGAGUAUUUUAAACAUACAUAACUGUUAUAUAUUUUAGCAAUAUUACUAUUGUUUCUUAAAGAACUUUGUCUGCUGUGAUGCUUUUGAAUGUGUUCUUCUUUUAUUUGUUUGUUACAUACAUUAAUCAGCCAUUAAUUGUUUUUGAGUGAAUAUUGAUAAGCUUACUCUUUUCUUUGUCUUAAAUAUAAUUUUUUAUUUAAUUUAAUCUGGGUAUUCUUGAAAGCAAGAGAAAUGGUCCAUAUGUGUUCCUCCCUUUUCCCCAUUCAAUUUGUUUCCUUUUUUUUGGUUCUGCAUUUUAUUUUCAUUCAUAUAUUUUUAGGUGAUGUUUAUGGUAUUGGUGUGUCAUUGUCAUCUCUAUGGUAAUCUGUAUACACAAGUUUUUUAGCUAUCUGUUUUAAGAUUUUAUGAAAUAUUUUUUUUGUAAAUUUAAUGAAUGAUGUAUUGUUUGUUUCUCAAUGAAUCUAUGCAGAGAACUUAUACUAUUCAAUUAAAAGUAGAGUAACUCAGUUUAAAAUAAAAGUCAAUUUAAAUGUCCA
Messenger RNA from Mytilus californianus (California mussel), 4488 nucleotides. RefSeq names its product 2',3'-cyclic-nucleotide 3'-phosphodiesterase-like. Bases 168 to 1976 code for a protein of 602 amino acids. The record is from RefSeq and is a predicted model, not a curated record. Gene Ontology annotation, molecular function: 2',3'-cyclic-nucleotide 3'-phosphodiesterase activity. The transcript has 6 exons. Gene Ontology annotation, cellular component: cytoplasm; membrane. Lineage: Eukaryota; Metazoa; Mollusca; Bivalvia; Mytilida; Mytilidae. Gene Ontology annotation, biological process: cyclic nucleotide catabolic process.